Colius striatus (speckled mousebird) is the source of this 3182-nucleotide messenger RNA. RefSeq names its product torsin family 3 member A (gene TOR3A). Gene Ontology annotation, molecular function: ATP binding; ATP hydrolysis activity. The transcript has 6 exons. Bases 8 to 1192 code for a protein of 394 amino acids. NCBI's taxonomy places the organism in Eukaryota, Metazoa, Chordata, Aves, Coliiformes, Coliidae. The record is from RefSeq and is a predicted model, not a curated record. Gene Ontology annotation, cellular component: nuclear envelope; endoplasmic reticulum lumen.
CAGCGCCAUGGGCUGGCGGCCGCCCGCCCCGCGCCGGGCCCGCUGCCUCCUGCUGCUGCUGCUGCUGGCGGGCGGCGCGGCGCCAUGGGGAGCGCAGCGAGGCGCGGGCGAGCGGGGGGGAACGGCGAGGUACGAAGCCGUGAAGAAGCAGCUGGGAGCUGUGGGUGCUGUCUCCAAGCAGUACUGGCAGUACCUGGCGUGCAAGGUGUGGCAGGAGGGCUGCGAGCAGGAGAAGGAAGAAGAAUCCAGUCCCAGCCCAGGCUGGGGCUUGCCUCUGGUGGGACAGGAUUAUCUGGAGAUCCUCUCUGGCUGGUACUGCAGCUUCGGCAGGUGCUGUGAGACGGGCGACUGCAGGAUAGUCAACAACAUCACAGGGCUGGAGGCAGAGCUCAGCGGGCAGCUCCACGGGCAGCACUUGGCCAAGGAAGCAGUGGUGCGGGCGCUGCGAGUGUUCCUGCAGAGCCCACGGCCAGGAAAGCCUCUGGUUCUCUCCUUCCAUGGCUGGUCCGGCACCGGCAAGAAUUUCGUGGCUCGGCUGGUGACCAGACACCUGUACCGGGAUGGGCUGAAGAGCGAGUGUGUCAGGGUCUUCAUUGCCCUCUUCCACUUCCCCCAUCACACGUACGUGGACUCGUACAAGGCUCAGCUGAAGAAGCAGAUCAGCGAGAUUGUGCAGCACUGCAAGCAGCCCCUGUUCAUCUUCGAUGAGGCAGAAAAACUUCAUUUCAGCCUUCUGGAUGCCAUCAAGCCCUUCAUGGCUCACUACAACGACAAGGACCAAGUGGAUUACAGCAGAUCCAUCUUCCUCUUCCUCAGCAAUCUCGGUGGCAACACCAUCAAUGAGGUAGCCCUGGAUUUCUGGCGAGCCGGCCGUGCACGGGAGGAGAUCUCCAGGGAGCUGCUGGAGCAGCGGCUGCGGCUGGAGCUGCAGGAGCCCGCGGAGAACGGUUACGCUCACAGCCACCUCCUCCAAGAGAACCUCAUCGACGUCCUGGUGCCAUUCCUGCCUCUGGAACACCGGCACGUGAAGCUCUGUGCCCGCGAUGCCUUCCUGGCGCGGGGCCUGCCGUACAGCGAGGCAGCCCUCCAGGAGGUGGCCAACAUGAUGGUGUUUGUCCCCAAAGAGGAGAAGCUUUUCUCUGCACAGGGCUGCAAAUCUGUAUCCCAGCGCAUCAAUUACUUCCUCCCUUGAAUGCUGCUUGGAACUGGGAGCUGCUUUCCUUGCCCAAGGUCAGGAAGGUGAUGGCCCAGCCUUGCCCUGGCACGGAGGACAGGACUUAAGGCCUUCUGCUCCAAGGGCUGUCUGCAGGGAAGGAGGGGCACCCCCUGCCCAGCGACACGGGGACAGCCUGCGUUGUAAGUCCCUCUUUUAGCAGUCAGUAGCCAGAAGCAGUGAUUUGGCCAUGCCCAUAGGUGCUUGCUUUGAUGUGAGCAGGGAUGUCCAGGUUUGUGAGCACAGUCUGAAGACCUGGGCCAGACUGGUCCUGGUGAGAUGGUCCUGCAGAAGCCUCAUCCCUGUCCCCAGCUGGCUCUGAACUGUUUUGCUGGAGGUGAAUUUUCCCUCUGUUGCUCUCCUGCAUUCACAGGGUGUCUGCUAGGUUUGUGCAGGGAGGCCCUUGUGUGGAGAAAAUGACCGAAUAAUCUCCUCUGGAGAUGUGAAAUCCUUAACCUCUUGCUUUGGAAUGUCCCUCUCCUUGGAGCCUUCCGUUGUAUGGAGGCAGCUGCAGGGAUGACAGCAAUGUCUGCUGAAAUUCUACCAUUCAGGAAAGUACUUUUCAAAGCCCUUUGCCUCACUGCAAAAUGAGAAAGGGGAGACUAAUUCUCCUUCCAAGGGCAGUGGUGGGUUCAGGGGGCUGGUGGCUGAGCAGGCUGCAGCUGAGUUUGUUUCCAGGGAUGCAGCAAGCUUGAGGGGUUGGUUUUUUCUUUUCAGUCCGUCGCAUGCUGUGGAGUUUUGUGGCUGGUAUCAGCAUUAUUACACCAAGGGUCUGUUUGCUGUCUGGUCACUUGCCAGGUGAUAAGUGUGUUACAGCAGGACCCAAAAAAAAAAUUUCAACAGUAUUUCGGGAAUCACUUUGUGACCUGUGGGUCAAAACUCCCUUCCAACGGGGCGAUGCCCUGGGGCAGCACGUGCUGGGGGCGGGCUCAGCCCCCGCUGACCUUUGCUCUGCCUCAAGCUCCCAGCCUGCACCAGCAGCACCACCUCUGGGGAAGGAUUCACCAGCCCUGCAUUCUGAGUUGGUGUUUCCCUGUGGGCAAGCCGGCUCCUGUUAUCCAAGGAGGCUUUCAGAGUCCAAGGCAGGCAGCUGCUUCCUGGCUGCUCAGCUGAGGCCUUCUUUAAACUCCCCCGAGGGCCUGUGGGCAGCCAUCAGGCCUGUCUGACACUUGGGUUGUGGUUAAUCUCUACAUCACAAGUGUCACACCUGAACUCCAGCCUGGAAACACCUGAGGGGGCCGUGGGUGGGGGAAGGGGACCCACAGCCUGAGUUGUGUUGUGUAACUUGGGCAGGAAGUUCAGAAAGCUGUUAGUUAAUUAGGAGGCUGGAUGUGCCAGGGUUGGGGUUUGGUUUUAAGUAGAGAAGAAUCUUCAUCUGUGCAGGUUAGGCUGAUGGAGGAGAGGGUGGUGCCGCUAAUGAGGGCAACAUCAGUGUGAAGGGGUAAGAGCUCGUUCCUGCUGACUGCUCCAGUAUUGUUUGAUUCUACAGCCCCAACAGCAAGAGCCACUCUCCUCUGAACACUCCACAGCCACAUGGUUUGAUUGUUUUUUAAAGGCAAAAAUAAAAAGAGACUGCUUUUACUUUGUAGUCUGGCAGAAGGAAAUGAUUUCUCUUUUUAAGAGGUUUAUAGUAAUCCUCUACACAAAGCUACAAACCUCAGGUUAGUGCCGAGAAGCUUCAAAUACUGUGUAAGGAAGGGCGGGGGGGAAAGAGCAGCAUAAGCACAAGUGGUUGGUUGGGGUUUUUUUUGCCAAUAAAAUAUUGCAACCUUUAUUUAAAACAAAAUGCAAAUUGGCAAAACUUUGUGGAACGACAGGCAGAGAGGCCCCUCCCAGGGCCUUAUUUACAUCAAGUUUAACACUGUUUGCAGUUCACAGUCAGACGAUAGUGAGAGAAUUAAAUUAGAAAAACAACCAAAAUAUAUUACAGUAACAAUUAAAAACGAAAAAACAGUUGACAACACUGGUA